Papilio polytes (common Mormon) is the source of this 1365-nucleotide messenger RNA. RefSeq names its product carboxypeptidase B-like. The transcript is spliced from 5 exons. Gene Ontology annotation, molecular function: metallocarboxypeptidase activity; zinc ion binding. Lineage: Eukaryota; Metazoa; Arthropoda; Insecta; Lepidoptera; Papilionidae. The coding region runs from base 42 to 1331 and encodes 429 amino acids. The record is from RefSeq and is a predicted model, not a curated record. Gene Ontology annotation, biological process: proteolysis.
UAUAAGCGAAAUUAUGAUAGUUAAUGUAAACAUUAACAACGAUGAGAGUCUUAACGUUGGUUGCGCUUUUCGCUGUGGCGUACGCCAAGCAUGAACAAUAUCAAGGAUGGAAAUCUUACUACGUGAGACCAUCCGAUCAAACGCAACUGCGGUCUUUGACUUCAAUAGUCCAGAAGUACAAACUGGACUUCAUUAGCAAAGCAAGCGUCGGUCGCAAUGCCGUGGUGUUAGUAAAACCGCAAUAUAACGACGUAUUCCUGAGAGAACUAGCUGAUCAGACGAUUGCCUACACUGUCCAUGUCAACGAUGUUAAAGCACAAUUGGACAUUGAGGAUGCCCAACUUGAAGCAAGAAAAAGUAUUACGAAAGAUGAAGACUCUACUUCAAUAUUCGACAGAUACUUGGAACUUGAAGAGAUUGAUGCAUACCUUGCUGAUAUCGCAAAGAAAAACCCAGAUCUAGUGACUCUCCAGAACGGCACAUCGUUUGAAGGUCGUCCAAUAAAUCUUUUGAAAAUCUCGAAACCAAGUGAUGAUGAAACAGAGAAACCUAUUAUUAUUAUUGAUGCGGGUAUCCAUAGCCGGGAAUGGAUCGGUCCAUCCACUGCUUUGUAUGCGAUCAGUAAAUUAGUUGACGAGGCUAUUGAACAAGAUUUGAUUGAUGAACUUGACUGGGUCAUUCUACCCAUGGUCAAUCCUGAUGGAUAUAAGUACUCUAGAACCACUGAUCCUUUAUGGGUUAAGACUCGAUCCACGGACAAUGACGAAAAGAGCGUCGAGUGCCCCGGUGCAGACGCUAACAGUAACUUUGACUUCUAUUGGAACUUAUUUGGCACAAGCUCCGACCCAUGCGACGACAACUACGCUGGUAGCAAAGUGCACUCUGAAGUAGAAGUUCAAUACGGACAACAAAACCUAGAAGAAUUCGGUUACCGUACGGUUUUGUACAUUUCUUUACACAGCUAUGGCAGCCAGAUCCUCUACUCCUGGGGACAUGAUGGUACACUCUCCCAACAAGCCUUCGCCCUCCAAACUGUUGGCAUAUCUAUUGCGAAUGCAAUUCAACAGAAUGCUAAACCAAAUUACCCUCGGUACAUCGUUGGUAAUUCUGCUUUGGUCACUGGCCAGCAAACUUCCGGUAGCACUGUCGAUUAUCUUCAUUACAAUGGAAUACCUUUAACGUACAAUUUGGUACUUCCUGGAGUUUUGGAUAACACUAGAGGAUUCAAUCCUGAUCCUACAGAAAUUGAGCAGAUCGCAAAGGAAACCUGGGCGGGUAUUGUGGUUGGCGCCAGGAGAGCCAAAGAUUUGUUUGGAAACUGGAUUAAAUAAGUAAUUUAUUAUAAUAAAAGAUACGUUGUCCUGA